ACAAUCGGUUCGGUUUUCCGUGAGUUACUCGUAUUUUCGCAAAUAACAGCACAGCCACCCGCAUUGUUCAGUUUCCCAGUUUCCAGGGGUUGUCCCUGUGGCCAGCGCAAAAGUGUGGUUUCACUAGAAAGAAUCCAGCUGGGCCAGUUCGAUAGAAAGCCUAAUUUCUUGGCUAAAUGUAAUUGAUGGUAAAUUGCACCAGUGCCACACUUUACCUGGUGCCCAGCGAAAUUUAAGUGACGAACCCCUGCCACCGUCGGAAAGCGGGAGGUAGUAAAAGGAAAAAAUUACUACAGCAAUUUGCUUCUGCUGUUUUCCGCAUUGAGUUUGUUCGCCGUGAAUCGAGUAGCGAGCGCACGCAACUAGUUUUCUCGGCGACCUUGGCUAUUAACUACAGCUGAUUCGUACAGGUGCAAUAUUUCACUAGCAGUGCAUGACGCUCGAAAUUUGACCAACAAUGAUAGCGGCAUAUCAAUAAUGCACCAAUUUGUCAAAAUUCAACCUUACAGAUGUUGACAGUGUUACUGAGUGGCGACUGACCGAUUUUGGUGUCACGAUAACGCGCUGUGACCGAUUUGAGAACAGAACGAGAGGAGCUGCUGCCGUCAGUGAACUUUGCCUCUGGUGUCAUUAUUCUAUUGUGGAUUUAAAAGAUUGAAUUGAAAUCGCGAAAUUGUACGCGAACAGACCGACGAUAUGGAUACGGCAGACAGCAACAAGAUAAGCGAUGGAAUCACUUCGCCCUUAUGGAUGUUUUGGAAGCGCCGGCGCUAUAUGGUGGUGUUUAUGGCCUUUUUCGGUUUCUUCAACGUUUAUGCGCUACGGGUAAAUCUUAGCGUGGCAAUCGUGGCCAUGACCGAAAACAGGACAGUAGAUUACGGAAACGGAACAAUUGGAGCGGAGCAAUAUUUCGAUUGGGACUCGCAACUGCAGGGAUACGUGCUGAGUUCAUUCUUCUACGGUUACAUUCUGACUCCGUUCCUUGGAGGUUUUAUUUCCAACAAGUUUGGCGGAAAUUACGUUUUCGGCAUCGGAAUUGGAGCCACUGCUAUUCUUACCCUGCUGACGCCAGUAGCGGCAAAGGCUGGCGUCGGAGUGCUGAUCGCAGUGCGUAUCAUCGAAGGUGUUUUCGAGGGAGUAACUUUCCCGUGUAUUCACGCCGUUUGGUCCAAAUGGGCACCACCAACCGAACGGUCUCGAAUGGUUUCGAUAGCCUUUGCCGGGAACUAUGCUGGGACGGUCGCUUCUAUGCCAUUGAGUGGAGUCUUUGCGCAAGCUUUCGGUUGGGAAAGUGUGUUUUACAUUUUCGGGGCAAUCGGUUGCGUUUGGUUCUUGGCUUGGACGUUCAUGAUCAAAACGUCACCUGAAGUGGAUCCUUGGAUAUCGUCGGAAGAGAAGAAGUACAUACUUUCUUCCCUGAACAGGCAGGAAGGUGCUCCGGAGAAGGUCAAGCAUCCGUGGAAGGGAAUUUUAACGUCGAUGGCAGUAUGGGCUCUCGUUGCUUCACAUUUCUCGGAAAAUUGGGGAUUCUAUACGCUGCUCACCCAACUGCCAACAUUUUUGAAGGACACCAUGCAUUUCCAUUUGGAGAAAACUGGUUUCGUAUCGGCCAUUCCUUACCUGGUGAUGGGUAUCUUCCUGUUCGUAGCCGGAUAUCUCGCAGAUUUGAGUCAAGAUAAAGGAUGGCUGACAACUACACAGGUUCGACGUUUCUUCAACUGCGGAGCGUUCCUUGGUCAAACCGUAUUCAUGAUAGUCGGUGCAUAUGUUCUGGAACCUGUGCCGACGAUCAUUUGCAUCACGAUUGCCGUUGGCUUGGGUGCUUUUGCCUGGUCUGGAUUUGCGGUCAACCACUUGGAUCUGUCACCGAAAAGUGCGGGAGUUAUGAUGGGCAUAUCGAAUACAUUUGCCACUAUUCCGGGCAUUGUGAGUCCAAUCAUUACCGGCUACAUUACCUCGAACCACUCGGAUGACGAGUGGCGGAUUGUGUUUUACAUAGCGGCAGGAGUAUAUCUGAUUGGUUGCAUGAUCUACUGGUUCUGGGCGUCCGGUGAGUUGCAGCCUUGGUCAAUUGAAGCUCAGGAGAUGCUGGCCAACGAAAAGUAUGGACGGCAAAAUGGAGCGGGAGGUUUUGAUAAUAAGAUUAGUAUCGAUGAUGAGAAGUGAGGGAAUGUUGUGUUUUUCGUAAAUUAUGUAAGUUCGAAACGUUCAAGUUUUAUAUGAAUGUUUAAACAUAGCUGGUGGUAUUUUGUUGUGUAGUUCGUAAUGUAAUAAAAAAGUAUUAUCUCGUAAGCUUAUUAGAAUGAAGUUUUCAUUGAGUGAAGGAUAUCCGCCGUAACUUGCUUGAAACAUUGCUUGCAACAAAAAU
Sabethes cyaneus is the source of this 2368-nucleotide messenger RNA. It is a transcript of the gene MFS9, whose product is annotated as sialin. NCBI's taxonomy places the organism in Eukaryota, Metazoa, Arthropoda, Insecta, Diptera, Culicidae. Gene Ontology annotation, cellular component: plasma membrane. The record is from RefSeq and is a predicted model, not a curated record. The transcript has 6 exons. Gene Ontology annotation, molecular function: transmembrane transporter activity. Gene Ontology annotation, biological process: transmembrane transport; monoatomic anion transport. The coding region runs from base 697 to 2166 and encodes 489 amino acids.